AUGUUGGAAGCGUUCGAGUCGGACAGUGAUAAAACCGAGAUGAUCUUUUUGGAGCAUAUCCAGGCAUGGAUUCUAUUGGCAAUGUUUGAGUUCAUGCACAACAACCAUCAACGAGGCUUGAUGAGUGCAGGGAGAGCAUUUCGCCUCGUCCAGAUGCUAUGUCUUUUUGAAAUUGACAGUCCAAGCUAUGCUAUGGCUCGACAGUCCUGCGCCCCCACGGACCAUGUCAAACCCGAGGAAAGUCGAAGGACGUUCUGGGUAGCCUACACCAUGGACAGGGUUGUCAGCUUCAACUAUGGAUUGCCGCUGACGUUGAAUGAAUUAGAGAUUUGCACUCGGCUUCCCACUCCCGAAGCCAAAUUCCAAAGCGGCGAGCCAGCUCUGAUGGGGUUUCUGUGUGAAGUCAUGGGUGGCAUCAACCAAGACAGUGUCCCCCCUUUUACGGAAUGCAUCAUUCUGGCCACCAUUUGCGGACGCAGUGUAUCCCACAAGCAACGAAUGACCGUUGAGGGAGUUUAUGGAGCGUCGACGCAGGACUCCCUCGACCGCCAUCAGUGGCUCAAUACCAUCCUGGCAGCAAGAAUCCAAGUCCUGUCACUCAGCUGUCCUUCCACGUCCGAGUCUGUAGAUCCCAUACUGAUAUUUGCAAACCUCCUUGCUCAAGCCACAGUUCUCUAUCUCUACAAGAUCAUUGAACCCGUAGUCUUGGAGAAAGAUGAAAACCAGGGUAUGAUGGCUCAAUACGAGCAGCAGUCGCUCACAGCGGCGGAGGAGACAAGUCACCUCACCAAAAUGCUGGCGCAGCUGAACCAUUUCCAAGUAAAUCCUAGCCCUCCCGUGCAGCGUUUUUUCGGACUUCAACCAUUGACUUUCGGUUGGCAGGCUCAUCCGUUCGUUCCGGUCUGCCUUUUUGUGUGUGCAGAAUUCUUCAUGAAACACAGAAGCGUGAACCGAUCCUACGGCCUACAGCUCCAGGAAACAUUGGAAGCUCUCCGCAGAUUGGCCAGUUUCAAUAAUCUUGCCAGGGUCUAUCUGCAUCUCCUAGGGCUGAAUGAUGCUUGA
Molecule: messenger RNA, 1062 nt
Organism: Letharia lupina
Lineage: Eukaryota; Fungi; Ascomycota; Lecanoromycetes; Lecanorales; Parmeliaceae
Exons: 2
Coding region: 1-1062 (353 amino acids)
Biological process (GO): DNA-templated transcription
Cellular component (GO): nucleus
Molecular function (GO): DNA binding; zinc ion binding
Source: RefSeq, a predicted model, not a curated record